Sardina pilchardus (European sardine) is the source of this 2189-nucleotide messenger RNA. Its product is annotated as apolipoprotein L3-like. The transcript is spliced from 3 exons. The coding region runs from base 392 to 1180 and encodes 262 amino acids. Gene Ontology annotation, molecular function: lipid binding. Gene Ontology annotation, cellular component: membrane; extracellular region. The record is from RefSeq and is a predicted model, not a curated record. Gene Ontology annotation, biological process: lipid transport; lipoprotein metabolic process. NCBI's taxonomy places the organism in Eukaryota, Metazoa, Chordata, Actinopteri, Clupeiformes, Clupeidae.
CACGUCCGUGCUGGCAGUUUCAGAAGUCUUUAUAUAGCCAGACAAAUCCGUGACAGCUUCAUUUUAAUCCAAGUUACCAUUCUGCUAACAUAGGGUAGUGUAGAGAGUAGGCAGAGAUUCAAAACAGAUAUCACAUUUACAUUUCUGAUUUUUAAUUAAGUAGCCAACAUUUUAGACUUUGUCGGUCAAAGUUAUGUUAGCUAGAGGUUUCAUCAGCUUCUCCUUCACAAUGCUUAUGAUGACCAUAUAUACAGGCACGAUGGGAGAUAAACAUCAGCAUCAUCAUCAUUAUCAUCAUCAUCAUUAUCAUCAUUAUUAAGGACAUCACUGAUUUAUGAAAUAAGAGACCCAGUGGCUUUCAGAGUAUUGAUUCUUUCUAAGUCAAAUCAAGAUGCUGAUAAGUACAUCGAGACGACCAUGGAGCCUCAAGAUGAAGUGGCGACACGGCAGAACUGCUCUUCCUGCAGAAAUGGAAGUUGGAGGCAUAACUGUCAGUGUGAAGAAGCACAUCAGAUCCCUGAGGAAGACCAUAGGGCAGCUGGAAUCAGUCCACCGGAGGAGCACUGCUUGCAGUCUAUCUGGUGGAGUGAUUAGUGCCGUCGGCGGUGUCACGUCCAUUGUCGGACUCAUCAUGGCUCCCUUCACCUUUGGAGCUUCCCUGGCGGUGACCGGUGUUGGGAUGGUAGUCACGGCAGCUGGCGGAAUCACCGGUGUUGCUUCCAACAUCACCAAGAUGACCCGCGAGAAGACAUGUCAGGAGAAGAUCAAAGAAAUCUUGGACGAUUGCAACAGCAGGCUCACCCCUGUUCUGAGCAAUCUGCAGAACUUUACUGGCAGUGUACAGGAUUGUCAGGCUUCAAUCAGCGCAGGCAAACCAUUAUCAGGUUUGAUCCAGAGAUUAAAGUUGACGCCAAUGGGUAAAGAGGCACCUGAGGCCACACGUCCAGUCGGUGUUAGUAGCAAAAUGACACCUAAGGUAAACGGGCUGUCCUUGAUUCUUGAUAUGGUCAGCAUUGCCAGUGAUGUCAGAGAGAUGCAAGAGAUCAGAAAGAGGGCCAAGGGUCGAAGACGAUCCGAGUCUGAAAUGCUGAUGUUCAUAACCCAGGUGGAGGAAGCAGCCAGAGAGUUAGAGAUGACAGUGUUUGAGUUAGACAGACUGGAAGGGAUUAAUCUCUCUUAGUGUGAGGAUUUGUUGUCAAUUAUCAAGACAGAAAUCCUUGUGCUUGUUGAGGUAAAACAGCCGGGAAAGCCUGUCAAGAACAUCCAAGUCAAAAAGAUCAUGAAUCUUUGGCCAAUCAGAGACCUGGGAAUGUUUAGAAUAAUGGGGAGAAUGCCAUAAACCAAAAACUCCCCAUUACUUUUUCCCCUAUAGCAAACCCUGAAAAUUGAACUUUUCAGCAUCUUUUGAUUUUUAAAAUCCUUUCAAAAACUGAAGAAAAGUUUGUAAGAAUAACAGUUUUCUGUGACCUAAAAACAGAUUUUACAUUACUGGCAAUGUACGUUAUCAUCAGUCUGUGCAGGUAAACCAGUAUCAGGUAUGAUCCGGAUAAUAAGAGAAAUACAGACUUUGCAUGUGGAUGAAAGAUGAACACUGUUACACACAUGAAUCCAAAAGAAUAUCUUUGUUACGGUGGAUAUGCCCUUAAUGUUGAUGUUUAUGUCCUCUCCUGGACCUAAAGCAGUUUUACAUUUACUCAUUUAGCGGACGCUUUUUACAUGUCAGUCCCCACCAUGCUUUGCUCAAGGGCACAAUGGUGGAAGGUGGGAAUUCAACCCACAACUUUUCAGGAUAUAUGCCAGCUCAGCUCCUUACCAUUACACCACUUGUUUUCCUGAGAAAGUUGUUCAUUAUUAAUGAUCCAGUUUGUAGUUUGUACUGUACAUAGACUUAUAUGUCUUAGUUUAGAUUUAAACAACCAUUUUUUGCUUAUUGCAAAUUGUUCAAUCAAUUCAGAGACUAUUGUUAAUGGCAUAGUUGUUAUAUUGCUGGUUGGAGAUUUUCUUUGGGUUUAUUAUUUGGGUGUACAAUAAUAUCAAACAUGGAUUAUUGUGAUGAUGGGAUUGGAGCACUACUUUUGCAUACUAUGGUUUUGGGAUACACACCCCAGGCCGACACUAUACCAAGUUAGCUUUGAAUACUAUUUUAUCCUCUUGUCAAAAUAAAGGUUGCUUGCUAUUUCAAACAUUCA